Molecule: messenger RNA, 4110 nt
Organism: Prorocentrum cordatum
Lineage: Eukaryota; Dinophyceae; Prorocentrales; Prorocentraceae
Source: the annotation of a GenBank genome assembly
AUGGGCCGCGCGCUCGCCGCGCUGGCGCUGGCCGUGGCCGCCCUCGGGGCCGGGCAGGUGGCUCGCGGCGCCUCGUGCCCGGGCACCGUGCAGGUGGCCGGCGGCGAGGGCGGCGCGCCGCUGCCGGUGUCGCUCGUGCCCACCGGCUGGGGGUCCCCCGACGGGGGCGCCGAGUUCGAGGUCGACGGCAGCGGCAAUGUGGUUCCGCACAUGGGGAGUCGCGCCUACUUCGCCCUGGAGUGCACGCCUGGCGAGUACGACAACAGGCAGUACAUGGGCUUCAAUCUGCUCGGGAAGUCUCUGCGCUACACCGUCGACCUCUCGGGCGCAGGCUGCGGGUGCAACGCCGCUUUGUACUUGACCUCGAUGAACCUCAACGAGAAGAAAUCGGAGUGCGGGGACCACUACUGCGACGCCAACAACGUCUGCGGCGAAUCGUGCGCGGAGAUCGACAUCCAGGAGGCUAACAUGUAUGCGUGGCACUCCACUCUGCACGUUGAGAGCGACCCGAGCGGGGUGGGCGGCGGCUACGGCGGCGGUGGGAGGGACUGGACUGGCCCGCGGGACUGGACAGGGAUGCAGUAUUCCCCGGGCGGCACGUGCAUCGAUACCUCGGAGCCGUUCCAGGUGGCGGCCUCUUUCCCUGUGAACGCGUCGGGCUGGCUUGCCGGGAUGGCGGUAGAGCUUUCGCAGGCGGGACGUUCGUGUGCGCUGAAGACGAGCAUCACGUCUUACGAGGGAAUGGAGGAGCUGUCCAGGGCAGUCCGAGCUGGGAUGACGCCCGUCUUGAGCUACUGGAGCGACGAUGAUAUGCUGUGGAUGGACGGCUUGGGCAAAGACGAGAAAGGCCCCUGCAAGUCGGACAGUGCCGCCGACUGCUCUGAGACAGUGAAGUUCUUCAAUUUCUCCGUCGGGGAUCUUGAUCGCGAGACCACCGCCGAGGAGGUGCCCGCCGCACUGGCUGCGGGCGCAGUCGAGGACUCUCUGGGGGCGUUCUGCUGCCUGGCCUCCAGGGGCGAGGGCGACUUCUGCGGCUCCUGCCCCGCGUACGCCCGCACAGGCCCCUCCAGCCACUGCGGCGCCUCCGAGAGCAGCUGCGCCGCGUGCGGGGGCAGGGCCACCUGGUGCACGGACGCCGCCCCUCCGCAGGCGGCGGACACCUCGGCGCCCGGGCCGCCGCCGCUGCCCGGGCCCACUCUGGCCGCGGAGGCGGACCGGGCGGCGCCCACUGCGGCCCCUGCCCCGCUGGCGGUGCCGGCCGCUGCCCCAGCGGCGGCGCUGCGCGCGGCGGACGGCGGCUUCUGCUGCCUCGCCUCCGCCGGCGCCGGCGCGGACCUUUGCGGGCAGUGCUUCCCGGGCGCGCGCGCGCUGCCCGGGAGCAGGUGCGGCGGCUCAAGCUCGGACUGCCACGCUUGCGGGGGCAAGGCCGCCUGGUGCGAAGAGGCCGCCGUGCAGCCCGCGGCCGCCGGCGGCGGCGGCGAGGAUGGCCAGUGCUGCCUGGCCGCGAUGGACUCGGGCGACUUCUGCGGCAGCUGCUUCCCGAGCGCCCUCGCGAACUCGUCGAGCAGGUGCGGCCAGUCGCGUGCGGCCUGCGAGGGCUGCGGCGGUGCAUCGCGCUGGUGCAGGCUGCAGUCGGGCGGCGGGGGGGCGGCGGCGCUAGUGCGCCGCGGCCUGGAAAGGCCGGCAGAUGACGCGGCCGGCGCAGAGCCUUUUGACUGCAAGGCGGGGCUGGCCAAAUGGGAAAGUGGCUGGUCGCAGGCCAAAAAGACCUGGUGCUGCGAGGUAAAGGGAUCGCCGUGCCUGGGGACCACCACCGCCUCAGCAGAGGCCACCAACGCCGUGGCCGAGGCCACUACCGCCAAGGCCACAACCGCCACAGCCGAGGACGCAGGGAGUGAUCGCGCGGACGUUUCCGACGGCUCGUUCUGCUGCCUGGCUGCGUCUGAGGCCUCCGACGUCUGCGGCACGUGCUUCGAGAACGCGAGGGCAGAGCGAUCCAGCCACUGCGGCGCGUCUGCGGAUGGUUGCGACAGCUGCGGGGGCAUGUCCACGUGGUGCUCCACCGCGAGAAGCGCUAUAGAGCAGCGCAAGUCCCCGGUCAGCAACAUGACCCGUGCAGUGAAAGACUCCCCCACUGGCGCCACUGGCUUCUGCUGCCUCGCGGCGGAGGAGGGCGGCGGCGACUUCUGCGGCACAUGUUUCCCGAACGCCAUGGUACAGGGAGACAGCCGCUGCGGCGAAUCCCAGCAUGCCUGCGAGAAUUGCGGCGGUGCAGCCAGGUGGUGCAACGUUUCUUCUGUCAGCGACGCACUCGGAGGUGAAGUAGAAGCCGAGCACGGAGGUGCUGGUAGCACGACCGCUGCCCCCACGACCACCACCAGCAGGUCCCCGAAGCCAAGCCCAACCAGCGCGGCCUCCAAGAUGAGCACCACCGUCGGGGCCUCUGAGACUAGCACUACCCGCGCGGCCCUCAAAGGCAGCACCAGCGGGGCUCCGGAGCUAAGCACCACCAGCGCGGCCUCCAAGAUGAGCACCAUUGCCCUGGCCUCUCAGACCAGCACUACCCGCGCGGCCGUCAAUAGCAGCACCACCCGCGCGACUUCCACGAGCACCGCCGCCAGCUUGAUCCCAGAGCCCAAGUGCCCCGGCGUGGUGCAGAUCGGCAGCGACGGCCUGUCCGACCUGCCUGCGCACAUCGUGCCGACUGGGUGGGGCUCGGAGUACGGCCCCGUGCCGGUGCACGUUGCCAACCACAGCACGAUCAGUGCCAGCAUGGGUGCCCGGGCGUACUUUGCCAUGAGCUGCACGGCUGGGUCCUACAGCAACGACGGCUACAUGGCGCUCAACCUGCUCGGCUUCUCGCUUCGGUACACCGUCGACCUCUCCGGCGCUGGGUGCGGGUGCAACGCGGCCCUGUAUUUGACCUCCAUGCGGCAGAACAAGAAUGCCUCCACGUGUUCGGACUACUACUGCGACGCCAACAGCGUCUGCGGCGUUGCGUGCGCCGAGAUCGACAUCCAGGAGGCCAACAUGCACUCGUGGCACUCCACGCUGCACGGCCAGGACGACCCAAACGGCGUCGGAGGCGGCUUCGGGGGCGGCGCCGCAGAGUGGAGCGGGCCGCGCGACUGGAACGCCUCGCAGUACUCGCCAGGUGGUGCCUGUAUCGACACGAGGCGGCCGUUCGACGUGGACGCCGCCUUCCCCGUGGACGCCGACGGCAGCCUCGCCGCGAUGGUGGUGACGCUGUCGCAGGAGGGCAAGUCCUGCCCGCUCUCCACGCUCACGGCGGCGUACGCCGGCAUGCCUGAGCUGACGGAGGCCCUCCGAGCGGGCAUGACUCCGAUCGUGAGCUACUGGAGCGCCGACGACAUGCUGUGGAUGGACGGCCAGGGGAAGGACAAGCUCGGCGCCUGCAAGAGAGACCGCCCCGACCGCUGCGCGGAGUCCGUCAGGUUCUCCAACUUCUCGGUGGGGGUGGCGCCCGCGCUGCCGCCGACGGCGUCGCCCACGCCGGUGCCCACCGCAGAGCCCACGCCGAGGCCGACGGCGGCCCAGACCAGUGCGCCCACCUCCGAGCCCGCGCCCGGGCCGCAACCCACCGGGCCGGAGGGCUUCUGCUGCCUGGCGGCCCCCAACCCGUUCGACUACUGCGGCUCCUGCCCCGCGUUCGCGCGCGCGCCCGAGGGCUCGGGGUGCGCCGCCUCGGAGGGCGGCUGCGGCCGGUGCGGGCCCCUCGCCCGGUGGUGCGGGGCCGAGGCCCCCCGGACGUUCACCACCAGCCACGCGCCCCCGCGCUCCGGGCGGGCGACCGUGCGGCUCGGAGCGGAGGAGGUGGAAGCCGAGGUGGUCGGGACGCCGCGCGGGGCCGGCUCGGCCUCCGAGCUGCAGGGCAAGUUCGGCGGCCGCCUCGGAGCGGUCGCUGGGCAGGGCCAGCGGCGCGGGCCGCCCCAGGCGCUCCUCUGCCUGCCCGGGCUCGCGGUCCUGGCGUUCGCGGCGCGGGCGUGGCUGCGGCGGGGGCGACGCGGGCCGGCCGGGGCGGGCACCGGCCCGCCGCCAUCGGCGCGCCCGAUGGUGCAGGCGGAGGACUCCGAGCUCGAGUUCGCCUGA